Messenger RNA from Aspergillus chevalieri, 5043 nucleotides. It is a transcript of the gene ino80, whose product is annotated as chromatin-remodeling ATPase INO80. Gene Ontology annotation, cellular component: Ino80 complex; nucleus. Gene Ontology annotation, biological process: DNA-templated transcription; DNA repair; chromatin remodeling. Lineage: Eukaryota; Fungi; Ascomycota; Eurotiomycetes; Eurotiales; Aspergillaceae. The record is from RefSeq and is a predicted model, not a curated record. The transcript has 4 exons. Gene Ontology annotation, molecular function: ATP-dependent chromatin remodeler activity; histone binding; ATP binding. Bases 1 to 5043 code for a protein of 1680 amino acids.
AUGACGGGGGCGCCCCCAUAUAAUCCUCAUUCCCCUACCCAACAGUCUCGCUAUCCCGCUUAUUCGCCACCGAAUAAGACUCCUCACCCUUUUUUACCAGGCAAUGAUCAAUACCAGCAGCAUCCACCGCAGACGCCGCCAGCCUAUCCCCCACACUCCGCGCUUGCCAGGAGCCCUCACUAUGCCCACGCGACGCCAUCCCUGCCCGCCACGUUACCACCGUUGAGUAGCGACCCGAGCGCUCAGUACCAGAUGCAUUCGGCCGCGCCUACUCCGCAGUUCUCGUUGCCCCGGCCAUACUCGGGUUCGAUGCUGCCGGGCAGCGGCGCAUCUCCAUAUGCUCAGUCUACGCCAUCGCAUGCUCCUCCUCCGCCCCGGCUGGAGAGUCAUUCGCAGUCUCCUACCAAGAGGGAAACGGAUUCUUCGUAUUCAAUGGUUGGGAAUAAUGCUCCGGGCUACUCGAUGAUGCGAGAGCCGCCAAGGCCGGCUUCUCCCACACAGGAAGCAAAACCAGCGAGAGCGGCCGAUCCCAUGUCGUUUGCCAGUAUCCUCUCGGGCCCUACUGAAGAGGAGCGCCUGCCCCCGAAGAGACCUUCUCCUCCCCCGGCACAGAUGGCUCCCGUUGCGCCUCCUCCGCCACCAUUGUAUAUAGCGGGCCAGACGCCGAAAGAAUCAGAGCAGGUUCCGGUCUAUCCAAUGCCAAGGUUCGAGGAAAAGCAGCCGAUAAGGGAGCGUCGUCGAAAUGUGGAGCAGGAGGAGCAUCUUGUUGGCAGUCUACCUGUCGCCUCUUCCGCCAACGGUGAUGUUCCGGACAUAAAGAAGACUUCUGCACCAAUUCGGGUCCCUGCGCCGCGCAAGCUCACCGAGCGGGAUAUGGAAAUUAUCAACAAAAUCACCGCCGAUAUCGACAAUGGGGAGAAGAGCGAUGUGGAGGCACCGGGUUUUGAAGCGGAGUAUGAACGUUACAUCUCCAAGGGCAAGAAGCGUGCUCUCAGCACCGAAAAGGCCGAGAGUAUGAAGCGCAAGCGCCGACGACAAGAUUUCCUCAUCAGGCUUGGCAAGACAUUUGAGAAACAAUCGACCACAGGAAUGGAUCGUUUCAGAUAUGACCACGAGGAGAAGGUCAUCUUCGAAGUACAAGAUAAAGAAAUCCAAGAUGAGAAGGAACGCAAGAAGGACAUGCAACGGAAACGGCGACGGGAGAAUACGGUUCGGCUUGAGAUGCAGAGAAAGCUUGAGGCGGAACGGAAAGCGAACGAGACCGACGAUGCUGCUACAAAAGCCAAGCUUAUGCGGGAAGUCGAGCGAGCUCAGAAGAAGAUCAAAUCCACCAAGAGAGCUUUGGAAGGCGUUACAUCUCCCGAGGAGAUUGGCGAAGUGACUCCCCUGGCCCCCAACCUCGAAGGGGGUACCACCAGUUCCUUCCAUAUUGGCAGGAGCUCUCCGUCGCGGCGCAAGUCGAACCGUGGGGGCACCACUGCCCGGCCCAAGAAGUCCAAGGAGCAAAAACAAGCCGAAAAAGAUGCCGCAGAAGCCGCUUAUGCGGCUAUGGCUAGUGACGAGCCUACAUCUCUUGCUCCCAUGGAAGAUCCUCGGAUGGAGUCGCUCAAGAAAGAAACCAAGGGUGGUCGGUCCAAGGAGUCCACGCCCAUUCCCAUGGCAUCGUACGACAGUAAGGGCUACAACCAGAUUUACGAGCAGAUCUGGCGAGACAUUGCGCGUAAAGACAUUCCCAAGGUCUAUCGUAUCAAGGCUACUUCGCUUGGUACCCGCCAAGAAAACCUGCGCAAGACGGCUCAACUGGCCAGCAAGCAAUCUCGCAAGUGGCAGGAACGUACAAACAAGAGCAUGAAAGACACCCAGGCUCGCGCCAAGCGGACUAUGCGAGAGAUGACGACUUUCUGGAAACGGAACGAGCGAGAGGAGCGUGACUUGCGCCGUCUGGCUGAGAAGCAGGAGAUCGAAUCGGCCAAGAAGGCGGAAGCUGAGCGUGAGGCCAACCGCCAGAGGCGCAAGCUCAACUUCCUUAUUUCCCAGACCGAACUGUAUUCUCACUUCAUUGGCCGGAAGAUCAAGGGCACGGAGGCCGAUGCCUCUGGAGACACUGCUGUUGACGGUUCGAACGAGAUCGUCCAGUCUGGCAAGGGCCAGGAGCAUACUGUGGACAUGCCUCCCAGUGUCGCAGAUCCGAACACCAAGGUUACCACCAGCUUCGACGAAUUGGACUUUGAUGCAGAGGACGAAACGGCUUUGCGACAGGCUGCCAUGGCCAAUGCGCAGAAUGCCGUUCAGCAAGCCCAGGAUCGUGCGCGCGCUUUCAACGCUGAGCAGGACCAGAUGGCGGCCUUUGAUGAGGGCGAGCUGAACUUCCAGAACCCCACCAGUUUGGGUGACAUUGAGAUUUCUCAGCCGACCAUGCUUACGACCAAAUUGAAGGAAUACCAGUUGAAGGGUCUCAAUUGGUUGGUCAAUUUGUACGAGCAGGGUAUCAACGGUAUUCUGGCCGAUGAAAUGGGUCUCGGAAAGACUAUCCAGUCCAUCUCAGUCAUGGCUUACCUCGCUGAAUACCACAACAUCUGGGGUCCGUUCUUGGUCAUUGCUCCCGCGUCCACCCUGCACAACUGGCAACAGGAGAUCACCAAGUUCGUUCCCAACAUCAAGGUCUUGCCCUACUGGGGUUCAUCCAAGGACCGUAAGAUUCUUCGGAAGUUCUGGGACCGCAAGCACAUAACUUACACCAAGGACUCAGAGUUCCACGUACUAGUGACUUCGUAUCAGCUGGUGGUUAUUGACGCGCAGUACUUCCAGAAGAUCAAGUGGCAGUACAUGAUUCUUGAUGAGGCUCAGGCUAUCAAGUCGUCGCAGAGUUCUCGUUGGAAGAACCUUCUUGGGUUCUCUUGUCGGAAUCGUCUCUUGCUUACUGGUACGCCUAUUCAAAACAACAUGCAGGAACUCUGGGCUCUUCUGCACUUCAUCAUGCCGACCCUGUUCGACUCUCAUGAUGAGUUCAGCGAGUGGUUCUCGAAGGAUAUUGAGUCGCACGCGCAAAGUAAUACGAAGCUCAACGAGGACCAGCUUCGACGUCUGCACAUGAUCCUGAAGCCUUUCAUGCUCCGUCGUGUCAAGAAGCACGUCCAGCAAGAGCUUGGAGACAAGGUCGAAAAGGAUAUUUUCUGCGAUUUGACCUACCGUCAACGGGCGUACUAUGCCAACUUGCGGAACCGUGUCAGUAUCAUGGAUCUUAUUGAACGGGCCGCCGUGGGUGAUGAGGCGGACAGCACAACCUUGAUGAAUUUGGUCAUGCAGUUCCGGAAGGUCUGCAAUCAUCCGGACCUGUUCGAACGCGCUGAGACAAAAUCGCCGUUCUCCCAAGCGCACUUUGCGGAGACUGCUUCCUUUGUGCGUGAAGGGCAUUUCGUUGACUUUGCCUAUUCAACGCGCAAUAUCAUCGAGUACGACCUGCCGCGACUUCUGUGUGACUCUGCUGGUCGUAUCGAUAUGGCUGGUCCUGAUAACAAGCAAGCCGGUUUUCGCAACAAGUACCUCGCCCACAUGUUGAACAUCUGGACUCCUGAAAACAUCAAAAAGAGUGCUGAGGAAGAUUCAGCGUUCUCGUUCCUUCGAUUCGUCGACACCUCUGCUGAAGAGGCCUACAAGACUUCGCAUCUUGGAGUCUUCGAGCGGGCAUACCGCCGUCGCGGAAAGACGAACCGGCUGUCCCGGCUAAACGUUGUCUACGACGGGGAUGAGGAUGAUGGCAACUCGGUCCUGUCUCAUUCCAUGUUGAAUAUUGUCGAUAGGAAUGACCGUCAUGCUUUGGAUGAGGUCGCUACAGAAGGCUACAUGCGCGACUUGAUGACGGUGUCUAGCUCUACAUUCGAGCGCAAGGGUCUUAGUAUUAUCGAACCUUCCGCGAGUCCGGCAGCCUCGGCUCCGCCGAUCCAGGUUUCCUGCUCUAACCAGGGAGCCUACAAGGAAAUUAGGGACAGCUUCUUCAACAUUCCUGUGCGACAUGCUUUGUACGGCAUCCCGUCGAGGAGCAUUGACGAACAGAUUCUAGAGCACAAGGCAGACCCAAGACUGUUCACAGCUGCGCCGAUCCUGCCGAAGCCGAUCUCUGACAAGGGACGGUACACGCACAUCGAAGUGCCAUCCAUGCACCGAUUCGUCACUGACUCGGGUAAACUAGCCAAGCUAGAUGAACUGUUACGCGAGCUCAAGGCGGGCGGUCACCGUGUACUGCUGUACUUCCAGAUGACUCGUAUGAUCGACCUCAUGGAGGAGUAUUUGACGUACCGCAACUACAAGUACUGCCGCUUGGAUGGAAGCACGAAACUGGAGGAUCGUCGGGACACGGUUGCGGACUUCCAGCAACGGCCCGAAAUCUUCGUGUUCCUGCUGUCGACCCGUGCUGGUGGUCUUGGUAUCAACUUGACUGCCGCAGACACGGUCAUCUUCUACGACUCCGACUGGAAUCCGACCAUUGAUUCGCAGGCCAUGGACCGAGCACACAGACUGGGUCAGACGAGGCAGGUUACGGUGUACCGACUCAUUACGCGCAACACGAUUGAAGAGCGAAUCCGCAAGCGUGCGUUGCAGAAGGAAGAGGUGCAGCGCGUCGUCAUUACGGGUGGCGCGGCUGGUGGCGUCGACUUCAACACUCGCAACCGUGAAAGCCGUACUAAGGACAUUGCGAUGUGGCUUGCAGAUGAUGAACAGGCCGAGCUCAUCGAGCAGAAAGAGAAGGAAGCUGCCGAGCGCGGCGAGGUGCUUGGUGCUGCUAAGGCUAGUAAGAAGGCCACGCAGAAGAAGAAGAAGGAGCUUUCUCUGGAUGACAUGUAUCACGAGGGCGAAGGCAACUUUGACGAUGCCAAUAAACAACAGUCUGGAGCCGCAACGCCGGAUAUUGGCACACCGACAUCUACGCCGGCGCCUAAACGGGGCCGAGGACGAGGAGGUGGCAGUGCCAAAGGUACAUCCAAAAGAGCCAAGACGACCAACGAAAGAUUGCGAUUGAUUGAUGGCGACGGAGGACUGAGCUGA